Molecule: messenger RNA, 804 nt
Organism: Verticillium alfalfae VaMs.102
Lineage: Eukaryota; Fungi; Ascomycota; Sordariomycetes; Glomerellales; Plectosphaerellaceae
Exons: 2
Coding region: 1-804 (267 amino acids)
Source: RefSeq, a predicted model, not a curated record
AUGGGUGUGGUGGGAAGUCCGACUCCUCAAAGGCCGCCUAGUGCCUCGCAAGGCACCCCGAAUCACAACAUGGCCCAAGGACAGCAGUCCCAGCACUCGACUCCCCAACCUGCACCACAAAGCCAACCCCCUGCGAAUCAGCAGCAGCCGAGUGCUGCAGCGACGCCUCAGACACCGACCUUUCCCUCGAAUGCACAGAACCCCGCCGUCAACGGUGCUCCGCCUGCAGCAACCCCCCUCAGCCCAGGCUCGGCCACCAGAGAGCAGGAGAGGAUGAUGGUGCUGUUGAGCAUUAAUAAUGAGCUUCUGUAUGAGUCGAUCAGGAUGCAGCAGACGUUGCAUGAACUCAAGGAAGAUUCCGGGCCGCCAGAAGCAGGAGCUCCUCCAUCUCGGGAGGAAAUGAUGGCACAGCAAGACUACAACCAAUGCAUGCGGAGGUUGCAAGGAAAUCUGAGCUAUCUCGCUACCAUGGUUGACCGUGACCGCAAGCCUGCGACACUUCCCCCGAGCCCAGCGUAUCUGACGCCUCCACCACUGAACAUGAAAAUUCCCGUCAAGUCUCAUCCGCCCGGAGCUGACGAGGAGACCAGAGCCCUCGAACCCAUGGUGGACCGCGAACAGAGGCAGAAACUCAUGGUAGAGCUGUACACGCAGCUGCAAGGUCUUUACCCUGGUGUCGAUCCGAAGAAGGAGCCAACAUACAACAGAGCACCAGGCCAGAAGCCUGGCACGGCGCAGGCCAGUCCGGUAGUCACGCACUCGCAAGGCCCGCCGCAGACGCCCACGUCAGCUUCCGCCCCUUAG